Aethalodelphis obliquidens (Pacific white-sided dolphin) is the source of this 6746-nucleotide messenger RNA. RefSeq names its product adhesion G protein-coupled receptor G7 (gene ADGRG7). NCBI's taxonomy places the organism in Eukaryota, Metazoa, Chordata, Mammalia, Artiodactyla, Delphinidae. The record is from RefSeq and is a predicted model, not a curated record. Gene Ontology annotation, molecular function: G protein-coupled receptor activity. Gene Ontology annotation, cellular component: membrane. Gene Ontology annotation, biological process: cell surface receptor signaling pathway; G protein-coupled receptor signaling pathway.
CGAACCCGUGUCCCCUGCAUCGGCAGGCGGACUUUCAACCACUGUGCCACCAGGGAAGCCCUACAUACUCUUUUAAUUUAUAACUUGUUUUUGUCACUUUAAUACUUUGUAAACAUCUUUUUAAUAUAAAUACUUAUGCAUCUACAUCAUAAAUUUUAGAUUACUGCAUGAUAUGAGUCAGCUAUUAUUUAAGCAGUUCUCUGCUGCUGGCCAUUUACAUAGCUUCAAGUCUUUUGGUAUUUCAUUCUUGUACAUAAUCUUUGUUCGCAUGACCUAUUAUUUCCUUAGGAGAAAUUCCUAGUAGUUCUCAGUUCUCUAAUAUUAUAACCAGUACCUAUUUAGUGUUGAGUCCUCAAAGUAGAAAAAGUGCAAAUGCCUGAAACAGAACAUUGACAAGAUUAUAAUUCUGAGAGAUGAUGGUAGAGGUGUUAUAAACAAUUGAACUGGUGUAUUUUAUGACUUCAGAUUUCUCUAGGAGUCUGGGUCCUUCUCACUGGGAGUGUGAACACUCCCAGUUUUCUUGAAGUUGGUCCAGAGUCUAUGUUCAGUGAACUCCCUUCAGAGCUGGAGGUUCUGUGUUUGCAGUCUUGCUGGAGGCAAAGGAGAGGAGUGGAUGUUUUUUGUGAGAAGGCUGAGGAAAGAGCCAUUGUGGGAUUUGGCUGAGAAAGUCACAGAUCAUGAGAUAGAUGAAAACACUGUCCCAUUAAUAAACAGUUAUGAAUUUUACUGGCUUAAGGCAUGGAGAAAAAAGAAAACAAUUAUGUGUGAUUUAUGUGUAAAGUCCAAAUGGCAUAGAAGAAGGUGUUUAGAGGAUAAAUAAAAAAAUUUCAAUAUAGGAUGCGUUGAAAUAUGAAAUGGUAUAACCACACUCAGUCCUUCCUUCCUCCCACUCUGAAUUUCUAGUCUACUUAUUUUUCUAAUGAUGGGCUAUCAGUUUACCCUCUCCCAGGUGAUCUUUUGUGUAAAGCCUUGUGGACUCAGGUCUUUAUUCAUGUAAAUAAGGCUUUCGCCUCAAUCUCGAGCCCUAAGAUCCUGUCAGCAAGCUCUUAGCUCUCCUCAGGAGAACACUCUUGGUGAGCUGCCAACAGAGGUAAUCUCUCUCUCUCUCUCCUCUCUCCCCUGGAAGGAAAUUAGUUGUUACUUGGGGCAACUCUUCCUUUCCAAACUCCAUCCGCUGAACUGAGACCAAUGUGCAAGGUCUCCUGAUAGGCACCAGCCUAAAUGGUAAAUCUCACUCUGACUUUCCCCUUCUUUCAUCUACAGUUUCCUUUCUGUGUCUCUAAGCUACCGAACUCCCCUUCUACACAUAUGGGGAGAAGUGGACAGGGUGAGAGUGAAACAGAGGAGAGUGACAGGGAGGAAAGAACUCACUCCAGCUUCAUUCAUCGCACGUUGUCACGGCAGAGUUCUCCAGCAUCCUUUCAUGCAUUCUCUUGUGCUAAACUGGGAGGAGGCAGGGUAUUGAAGUGGGCCCAGCCAGGGCAGAGUCUCUGCUGGUGAAGGCAUCUCACUCAAUCAGUGAAUCUAAGACCUUAUUUCUCCAUUUUGAACACUUGCUGUAAAGACUGAUCCAUAACCUUGAAACUUUGCUGUUACGUUCAAGCUCCUAGUUGUCCUUGUUUACCUAACUUUGGGAACAUAAAACUGCUAAUACUGACUACCUUGUACAUUUCCAUUGCACAUUUCUGUUCUAGCCAGCUUUCUUUGCUUACAAGACAGCUGAUCAAGUUAUCUUAACCAAAAGAGAGCUACUGUAAAGAGGCAUAUGGAAUCUCCUGGGAACCUAGGAACAGGAUCAUAAUACAGCUGGGCCCUGUGGAUGCUGGACCAGGGGGAUGGCAGGGCUUCCAAGGCAGCUUUGAAGCUCUCAGUAGAGCAGUUUUGGGUCUUCCCUGUGGGAGAAUGUAACGGCAGUGGCUGUUGAAAUCAGACGGUUCUGGAUUCAAAUCUUCGCAUUGCUUUUUGGUAGCUACAUGAUUUAGUCCAAAUUACUCCAUAUCUCUCCAAAGAGCCUCAGAUUCUUCAGUGUAAUAUGGGAGUGAUUUUGGGACUUGCUUCAGCAGGAUUCUUGUAAGGCUCAAAUGAGAUAAUGUAUGUAAAUCGCUAGCAUAAUACUGGACUUAUCCAUAUUAAAUCUUGGAAAAAUAGGUUAGCAGCUGUGUUUAUCAUUAACAUGACUCAGUAAACAUGUAUGUCUCAUCUUUAUUUAUAGUUUCUGCUCUCUCAUAAUUUAACCCUUUCAUGAUGUUGGGGAAGUAAAAUUAAAAACAAAAUCUUCUCCCACAAAAUCCUCUCCACAAAGGUAGUAGAGAAAGAAAACACUUUAAUUAUUGCACAGGCAUUAAACCAGAAUGUGACGAACAUCACAGACAAACCCUUAAUAGACUGGGAAGAAGAAGGGAAUCUGACCUCUUUAUGUAGGCAAGCAGAUACAACCUGUUACAUACAUGUUUUCAGAUAAAUAAUAACUAGUCCUCAGUUAAGAGAACUCGACAGCACUAUUUGCCACACACAGUUUAUCCUAAGUUAACUGGGUAAUUGAGGUGACCUUUUGUGUUAGCUAAUCAACUUUAUCCAGAGGAAGAACAAACCUUUCAUAUCUUUAUGAAAGGAGGUAGUUUUGCAACUUGGAGCAAGGUGCCCACCCACCGAAGCUACUACUCUCCCACAGAAGCUGGGAGAUAGGGGCACUAGCUAGCUCCCUCGAUGUUUCCAUUUCAAAGAGAUGGUUCCCAGGUCCCUGAGAAAGACAUUCCUAGGUCUUUGACAAAAUGCCAAUCUAGUUUUCAAAAGGAUUUAUUUACAUUUCAAAGAGAAGAGAAAGUGCCUGCAAGUUUUCUAAAGUAAAUGCUCAAAGAAAAAGGAGGGGAGGGAAAUUUCUUCCCUUAUUUUCCACAGGAAGAAUUAAACCUCUCAUUUUUAAUUUGUAUUUGUCCUUACAAUGAUAUGCAAUUCUCCCUCAGUAUCCGUGGGGGAUUGGUUCCAGGACCGUCCCCUCUCUUACCUCCCCGGCUCCCCACGGAAACCAAAAUGCCCGGAUGCUCAAGUCCCUUAUAUAAAAUGGUGUAGUUGGCUAUCCGUAUCUGCGUGGGGUUCCACAUUAGCAAAUUCAACCAACCACGGAAACGAAACCCGCGGAUACGGAGGGCUGACUCUAAUGACCUCUCUGGUCCCCUUGAAAGCCAGGCUUUUCUGAUAUAACUGCUGCACUAAAUGGAAGAUUCCUAGGGAAAAGAAUCAGAUUACUUCUAGUCAUUUGUACUAUGUUGAUAGCCAGCCUCCUGAUUGGGAUCUCUGAGACAUGCACCCACCUAUCAUCCAAUCAGUUACGACAAGAGGAGGAAAGAAUAAUAUGGAAGGAAUAAAGGCCUUACAAGUGGCUGUGGCUAGAGCAGCCCUUUAAAAGCAGCAAACACCCCCAUGUACCUGGCCCAUUUUCCCCUUUAGCCUUCAAAUGCCUGAAGGAGCUCCCCUUAGUAUCGCCAGUGUUUCACAGGUACUGACCUUUUAGUGGGUGCUCAACAGACACUGUUGGUUGAAUGAAUGUAUGAACUAUGUUCUUAGCAGAUUGCAGUUUUGUUAGGUACUCCUCCUGUCGAAAGCAGCUCUGGAGUAUGAUUGCUAUUCAUCAAGUGGGAAAUGCAUAGUGUGAAUUGCUGAAAAUUACAGAAAAUGGUGUUAUGAAAGGAAAACUUUUGAAAUAGAGAAGUUGACUUGAAUGUUUCCAUAUGAAUGACUAUCACAUUCUUUUUAUGAAGUUUUAAAAUUAUUUAAAAAUUUAUUUCUUUUUAAAAUCUCACUUGGGGAAGAGAAAAGAUAUAUUAGUGUCAGGAAUAAAGAUUUAGAAUAAAAAACAAUUACAUAUUAAUGAAAUUCUUUCAUUUCUGGGAAAACUAGAUUGAACCAGUUAUCUUAGAUAGAGACAUUUUGUUUUGUCAAGUACAGAAAGAGUGGAAAUAUUUUUUAUAGGAAACAGGAAAAGAAACAGUCUUAUGACUUACCUUUGGAGAGCACCAAAUUAACAGAUUCCCCCCACUCCCUCCCACCUUCCAUCUAAUCUAUCUUUUAACUUAUCCAAAGUAGAAAAGAACAUUGUGAAAACCUGCAAAGUUUAGUUAAUAGCCGAGGCAAUGAGCUCAGAGAUCUGCUCUUCCAUAAUUCCAUAUGAACUGUCACCUCAGGAGUCGAUACUUAUAAGAGAUGCUUUGGAACCCGAGGGGUUUGUGUGAGAGGAGAGAGUUGAAUAAGUGGAAAUUAAGUCUCAGCACUGGAGAAACAAGAAUCAAAUGCCUGGUCAUUGGAGGGUGGUAGCGCCAUCCUUUUAUGAGAAGAGCAGAAUAACAAAGACUGUUUCUACUGGGAAAUCUGUCAUUCUUGAAUUCCAGCUUUCUGGCAUCUGUGUCCAAGGUACGCGUCAGUGGGAGGAGUCCACCAGAACUUUAAAAAAAGGUAUAUGUAACAAAGUAAGACUCUCGUAAAGAAAGUCAGGUAUUUUUAGGGAAUUGUGCCAAUAUUGUGAUCACAUGAAUUCUGUGCUCAUUCCUUUCUACUGGAAUGUGGGACACACACAACUGAUUUUAUGACAAAUCUCCACAAUGUUAUGUUGUUACAUUUUAUUCUAUGCAGGCUUAUUGAGCAAAUUGAAACUUAUUCCUUGUCUUUGGCCAACACGUCAGUGGUAGAACCUAAUAUAGCAAUACAGUCUGUUAAUUUCUCUUCAGAAGGCACUGUGGGAUCUACAGGUGUUCUCUUCACUGUGCUGAAAGGAACUAGGGAUUCUCCGGUUUCUAGUUCCACAGUUGUAAAUGCAAGUGUGGACAAACUGAAUCUGAAUGAACAGGCUGAACUUCAGAUCUUGCUCAACACCACGAAAACUAAUGCCAAGGCAUGUGGCUUUGUAGUGUAUCAAAACAGCAAGCUUUUCCAAUCAAAAACACUUAUAGCUAAAUCACAUUUUAGUCAAAAAAUUAUCUCAAGCAAAACUGAUGAAAAUGUGGAAGAUCAGAGCACUUCUGUUGAAAUCGUUUUUAGUCCAAGGUACAAUGAAAAAGAAUUCCAGCUUCAUUCCUAUGCCUGUGACUAUUGGAAUUUUUCCCUGAAGGAUUGGGACACACAUGGCUGUCACAAAGAAGGAGUCAUUGAUGGAUUCUUGCGCUGCCGCUGCAACCAUACUACUAACUUUGCGGUAUUGAUGAGUUUCAAAAAGGAAUAUAAAUAUGCUGAAUCACUAGAUGUAUUUUCCACAUUUGGAUGUGCACUGUCCAUUGCUGCUCUGGCUCUCACAAUUAUAUUACUGGUCAGCACCAGGAAAGUCAGAAAAACCUCAGUAACCUGGGUAUUGGUCAAUCUGUGCACAUCAAUGUUGAUUUUCAACUUCCUGUUUGUGUUUGGAAUCAAAAACUCCAAUAAGAACUUAAAGACACUUAGUGACACUGAUAAUACUGACUUGAGCAAUAAUGAAAUGUCCAGACAAGACACCAUUGUCAUCUCGAAUCCCACAUGCACUGCGAUUGCUAUCUUGCUGCACUAUUUUGUGUUAGUGACAUUUACCUGGAUGGGACUCAGUGCUGCCCAGCUCCAUUUCCUUCUUAUUAGGACCAUGAAGCCUUUUCCUCAGCAUUUCAUUCUUUUCAUCUCUUUAAUUGGAUGAGGAGUCCCGGCUAUAGUGGUAGCUGUGACAGUGGGAAUUAUUUAUUCUCAGAAUGGGAAUAAUUCACAGUGGGAGUUAGACUACCGGCGAGAGGAAAUCUGCUGGCUGGCAACUCAAGAAAGCAGUGGUUUGAUAACAAGUCCAUUGUUGUGGUCAUUCAUCAUACCUGUGACCAUUAUCCUCAAUAGCAAUGUUGUUAUAUUUAUUGUCAUUGUAGUCAAAGUGCUGUGGAAGAAUAAUCAGAAUCUGAAUAGCACAAAGAAGUUUUCAAUCCUAAAGAAGUUUCUUAGCACGUUAUCUGUUGCAGUCGUUUUUAGAGUUACCUGGAUUCUGGCAUACUUAAUGCUAAUGGAUGAUGAUGGCAUCAGGGUCACCUUCAGCUACUUAUUCUGCCUUUUCAACACUACUCAGGGAUUGCAAAUUUUUAUCCUCCACACUGUCAGAACAAAAAUCUUCCAGAGUAAAGCUUCCGAAGUGUUGAAAUCAUUGUCGUUAACUGCUGGGAGGGUGAAAGUGCUGCCAUCAGUGACCCCACUGAGGCUGUAUGUAAGGAUGUAUAACAUGCUCAGGUCAUUACUAGCCCUAAAUGAACACUCUUGGCUGCUGGAGCCAUCUAUACUUACCAAGGAAAUGGCAUCGUCUGAAAGUGACCAAGAAAACCCAAGCAUCUAGACAGGAAAACUGUUACCUUUUGUGGUCCUCUUUUUAUUCAACUCAUGUGUUUCACUUUUUCUAUUUCCUUCCUUUAUUACCCAGUCUUCUCAAAGUCUCCCUCAGUAUAUUUUGCUUAAGGUUAAGAAUCAGGUAAAACCUGUUGUUUAUUAUCAUCAGGGAUAGUGAAUUUGGUAGUUUUUCUGUUAUUCAAUAGAUUCUUACUCCAAUGAAGUGAAGAAUGCCACUCAGCUUUCAAGAUAAUCAUUGCUCCGUACAUCAUAAAGUCUACGUGACAAAGUUUGAUAAAAAUAUAGAACCUAAAAAAUUCUUUUACUGUUUACUAGAAAGGACAUGAGGAGAAAAAUUUACCCUCCAGAACAAAAGGACUCUUGGUGAACGCUGAAGGGAGUAGCUUGUAUGUAUCAUACUUUUUUUUUUUUUU